Molecule: messenger RNA, 877 nt
Organism: Lotus japonicus
Lineage: Eukaryota; Viridiplantae; Streptophyta; Magnoliopsida; Fabales; Fabaceae
Exons: 3
Coding region: 83-496 (137 amino acids)
Biological process (GO): mitotic sister chromatid cohesion
Cellular component (GO): Ctf18 RFC-like complex
Source: RefSeq, a predicted model, not a curated record
AGACCCUCAUCAAAAGCAGAAACUUGUAUCUUUGAAUCUUCCUUCCUAAGCAGUUGAGAGAGAGAGAGAGAGAGAGAGAGAAAUGGAGAUUCGUAUUCGAUGCAAUUGCGGUGAAGGAAGCUGCGUGGAAUGGGGUAUUGUUGAACUUCAAGGCGUGGUCGAACCACAACCCGAAUUCCAGGAUUCCCUUCCCAAUCUUGAGAUUGGCACUCUCUGUCGCCCUUCUUCUCAGGAAGUCUACACUUUAACUAUUGGGUACCAUGAACUGGCAGGGUCAAAGGUUCCCUUGAAGAAGCCGUUGGUGGUGCUCAAGAAAGUGAAGCAUCCGGAAGGAGAAAGUGGCGGUCAUGUGGAGCUGCAAGUUGUUGGAAUCAUUCGACAUCGGAUUCUCUUCAAAACAAGACCAAAGGCCAUCAUUUCUAGGCCACAGAUAACAUCCAGGGAAAAACAAACACCUAUCAUCUUAGGUUCAUCACCUUCAAAUCAGGCUGCUUGAAAUUCAUUGUCAUUGUCAUUCAAUGAGAAAAUCAAGUUCGACCAGAAAGCUGGGGAAGUUGGAGGAGGGACACAUAAUCCCCUUUUCAUGCUUUCAGACAAAAAUUAGACAAUGUCCAUGUGUCAUUCAUCCAUAUAUGUAAUCUUAGCAACCCCAUGAUUUGUGAUAAUGGCAAAAGUAGCUGUGAUUCAUCAAUACAAGACGUUUGAUGGGUCAUUAUCUUAAUCUUUGUUUUGGUGUAAAUAAAUAUGCAAAUAACAUCUAUUUACCUUAAGCUUAUCAGAAUUUCUUUUGGUCUCGAAUAAGGAAAAUUAUGUGGGAAUCAGCAUGCUGAAACACUUUGCUAUUCUUGUGCUUGAUUCUCCUUAUUAGUGGGGUUGA